GUGUGCACCUUCUUUGUGCCCUGCCAAAGUGGGAAAGCAUGACGUCAUCCGAUCAACACACCGCCCGCGCCCAGAACGUCGAUCGAAGAAUCUUGGAAGUCGAGUGCACCACAUCACCAGCGCCUCGUACUUUCUCCAAAAGCAAUGCAGCAACAAGGCCGGGCCCGGCCAAGCCGCGGAGGAAGGGGCGGCCAGAACACCUCCCGCACCCCUCGUUCACGGCAGGAAUACUCCUCCGUCCCUCCCUAUGCUUCCAUACAGCCGGGCAACGGCGUCUCCAUAGUCCUCAAGGAAGAUCAGCCCACAGGUCACCAAGUCAAAGGCAUAGUAUCCGACCUGUUGACGCGGGGAGACCAUCCUCGAGGUGUCAAAGUACGGUUACGUGACGGAAGGGUGGGCCGUGUGCAAGGGCUGGUUUCCGAGACCGAAGGGGAGAGGGGGGAGGCGCUUGUUGGUGGAGCAGCAGCGGGCUUGGGGCGGAAUGGCGAGAGCAACGGUCUGGGUAGCACAGGACGUCGAAGAGGAGGCAGAAUAGAGCGAGACAUUCGCGAAGACGAUGAGUAUUUGUAUGAGAACCGCGCUCCAGCUGCCGAUCGAGGCUACUUUGCUGCAUUGGAAGAGGCGGAUAAGCGGGACGCAGCACGAAAGGGCACAGGACCAGCAAUCGACAGCAAAGUGGUGACAUGUCCCGUGUGCGGCAUUUUUGAGGGCGAUGAGGUUGCCGUGGCACACCACGUUGAACAGCAUUUUGGUGGGCAAUAGGGACAAGCCGAUGUGUCGAUGCGCGAGCUGUAGAUACGCAAAAGUCGCUGAUGACGGCAGAAUAUGCACCGCUUCCAAUACAGGGAACAAGACCAUCCAUCACAAAAACGUAGUAACGCAUCGACCAUUGGACAAUAUGCAGAUGUCGAACACUAUCAUUUGCAAGAAACACUGAAUCAUAGAAUGCAGAUAUUGCGUAGAGAUUGUGGGCGUCACCUCUCGUACUCUACGUACUGGAAC
Molecule: messenger RNA, 1002 nt
Organism: Dothidotthia symphoricarpi CBS 119687
Lineage: Eukaryota; Fungi; Ascomycota; Dothideomycetes; Pleosporales; Dothidotthiaceae
Exons: 2
Coding region: 145-762 (205 amino acids)
Source: RefSeq, a predicted model, not a curated record